CCGCCGCCGCAGUGCUGCUGCUGUGUCCGACGACCGCAGUGGAGUUUGCUCCGAACGGACCGUGACCAUCGCGCCUGCGUCCACACGUACCACAUACGCACACGCGCACCAGUUGUCUCGCGCGCUGAAGAUAUCAGUCACCUCUUCGACGACGACACACGUUCGCUACGUACGAUCGACGACGGUCUCGCUCGCAUCCGCCGUCGUCCAUGAGGAUACGUGACGCCAUCCGAGAGAUCCACCACCAACUCGCAUCACAGGUCUGAAAUGUCAUCGGAAAUGUUGCGCGUAGAUAAUCUGCGACAAAGGUUGUUCUGCAAUUCCGUCUUGGACACGAAAAGGGAAAGCCGGUGUCCCGUGUGCAACGCCAUGUUUUCGACUACGUACAGUAUGCGUCUGCACUUGCAGACCGUCCACAUGGACUUGAAACCACAAAACCUGACCGCUAAAACGUUUUAUCGCGAGUUCAAUAACAACAACAGCAUAAACAACAAUAACAACAACAACAACAACAACAACAAUAACAGUAGUAAUAACAACAACAAUAAUAACAGCGCGGCAUUCACCGCAAAGUCACCGGCGAAAACGGCUUCGUUCAACAACAGCCCGGAACUCGCCCACGUCACACCGGUCAAGUCUUCGUACAACGGUGACUCGACGUGCAGCACGGACUUUAGCGAUGGAUAUCCGUCCGACAAGGACUCGUAUUUCGGGGGCUCGCCCAAGGAAGAGAUCCCUCUGUCCGUGGCCGGUGGUGGUUUUAUGUCACACUCGCCGGCCAACAAGCGGGGCAGCAACGGUCACAUGAAAGCCAAGCGCACGUACGCGUGCAGGCUGUGCUCGACCGUGUUCGGUAACCUUCGAGCGCUCAAGGGCCACAACUCGUCCAGCCACAACAAGUCCACCAAUGGCAUGUACGCGUGCAAUAUAUGCGAGUUCGCAAGCACUGAAAAGGCGUCGCUGAACCACCACAUGAAGGGCCACACGGGCGAGACGCCGUACGUGUGCAAAAAGUGUUCGUAUGCGUUCACCACAAAAGCCAACUGCGAACGGCACCUGCGCACCAUACACAAGGCAUCCAACGCCGAGGUGAAGGCAUCGAUUCUGUUCAAGAACGAAGAAAAACCGAUUGGGUCGGCACAGUCGACCAAUGACGAUGCGACCGCCGACAAGAGCGAAGAACUGUACCACCACCUGCGCUUGCAGCACCACAAUCAGACGACGACGGACUAUUCCCAGUACGAAUCGUYCGGGCAAAAGAGCUCGGAGGACGACGAGGACGAGUACGACGAGCCGCUGGACCUGAGCAUGAAGCGUUUCAAACAGGACUUGGAAUGCGAGCCGCAAGAUUUGUCCAUCAACAACAAGAGUUCGUCGUCAUCCGCCGCCGCCGCCGUCGUAGCCAGUGAUCUCACGGACGAGGAGGACGCCAAACAGACCGCGACGAUGGCGUUCCGCGAGCAAUUCGUGCCGCACGCCCCGCCCGGUUUCAUGGACCUGUCGUUACCCACGCCUUUGCACGCGUAUUUCCUCAACGAGCACCGCAUGUUCUUCAACGGGAUGUACCCGGCCGCAGAACGCAUGUUACCCAUACCACUAACCGUCGACAUGAUUCGCGCAAUGCGGCAGAUGAACGAACCGGUGGUCGUCCCGGCACAAGAGUCGGCAGACACCGUUGUACCGCCAAAGCCGGAGACCCCCGAGCCCGCUGCCUUGCCGCCUCCGCCACCGGCACCAACGUCCGUGGACGUUGCGCAGAAACCAAACAAGGACAGCAACGGGUUGCGGUUGGUGAUGAAAAACGGUAUUUUGGUGCCCAAGCAGAGACGGUUCAGGACGGACAGGCCUCAUGUCUGCGAGACGUGCAAACGUGCGUUCACGUUGAAAUCCAACCGCGACCGACACGUAAAAAACCAACACCCGACCGAUUGGCACAAGAAACCCAGGUCGUUGUCGUCCAAGUCAGAACCACAGUUCUCGGCCGUCAAACAAGAACAGCAGGACACGUCGCCGAUAUCGGAUCAAGUGAAAAUGGCCUUGUCGCUAAAAUGUCGGCCGUCAGAACAGCUGCUGCGCACCGAAGAGGAAGUGGACGAGGAAGAAGAAGAUGACGACGUAGUGGAGGAGGAGGACAAACUCGUCAUAGUAGAAGACGGCGUUGAGCAAAACAAACCCGCCGGGGUCAAAGAAAAGUGCGCAGAGGUCAAAGAGGAAUCCGCCGAUCUGGUCAGUGUCUCCAGACUGCUGGACAACGCUUCGCACCAGACAUUUCCGCAGUUCACCAGAUCCGACGAGGACCACAACGAGGUGACAAGCAGUGAAGAAGAACACAGCGAGGCUGCUAGUUAUUCCGAAAACGACGGUUCUAGUAUCAACGCCGUCAACAACAACAUAGACAUAAAUUUCAACACUGACAAGGACGAGAACAGGGAGAAGCGGAAGAAGGUCAGUGCUUACGCGGCCGCGCCCAACAGAGUGUUGUGCCCGUUCUGUUACCUGUCGUUCCCGUGGACUUCAUCACUGAAAAGACACAUUCGCACGCACACGGGCGAAAAACCGUACCAGUGCAAACACUGUCCGCUGUCGUUCUCGACCAAGUCAAACCGCGACCGACACAUCCUGCGCCUGCAUUGCACUCCGCCMAGCAAGUCGGCCGCGUCGUCCGACAACGAGACGACCGCCGUGGCGCCGACCGACGCCAAGAACGCGUACAAAUGCACUUCGUGCCCGAACGUGACRUUUUCCAAGCGGAAGAACCUGAUCAGCCACAUCAAUCGGGUGCACUUUGACAAGAACGGCGGCGGCGCGGGAGAGGAUGACGAACGAGGCGGUGACGGCACCGAGGACGACGGUGGYGAGUCGGAACGCGACUACUCGAUGACCAUGUUCAACGGAUGGUGCGGCAACAACGCGGCCACUGCGACCACCACCACGGCCAACACCACAACCCCGACAUCAGCCACCGCCGCCGCCACCAAUACCACCCCGUCCAACACGGUCACCGGAUCCGAACCGUGUUUCAAGUGUCAUCUGUGCGACAGCAGCUACCUGGACAGGCAGGGCGCUCUGGACCACAUCCGGAUUGACCACGCAGAGUGUUACGAGAUACUGGUAUCGCAGGGAGCCAUGGACAACGACCAUGACUCGUCGGCCGUCAAACAAGACGACGUGGAAAACAGGAAGGUGCUUUGCGCGUUCUGUCUGCACCGUUUCUACUCGGCCGAGGACCUGCGCCGGCACAUGCGCACCCACACCAAGGAACAGCCGUUCGCGUGCAUGUCGUGCAAGCGCCGGUUCACGUUGAAGCACAGCAUGGUCCGGCACAUAGCCAAAAAGCACGGCGGUUGCCAAGACCAGCAGUACGGGGCCGGCGGCGCUGGGGCAGGUAGCGACCACGAACGAAGGUCGGCCAGUCCUCCGAGCACGCCUCCGCCGAACGGUUCGGUCAACGGUUACGACGACUGCUGCGGCAGCCGGACCGACACGGGCCUGAUCGGCACGCUGCUCGGCAUCCGCGACAGCACCGUCAUCGAUCAGGUGUUGCAGACAAAGUCGCCCGAAGACGCGGCCAAAAUGCUGGGAAUCAAAAGCAGCUGCAGCGACUAGAGGCCGUGGUGGUCGGUCCACUUGUGUAUGAUGAUUUUGUCAAUAAUUUUACACACAUAAUAUUACUAUUAUAAUUAUUAUGAACCAAUACCUAUGCAUAGAGAGAGAGAGAGAGAGAGAGAGAGUGAGAGAGAGCGUGUGUGUCGUCGACGGUAGACGACGACUAUAAUAUCAUAGUGUUAAGUAAAUAUUAUUAUUAUUAUUAUUUUAUCAUAAAUUAUAUUAUAAGAAAAUACGCGUUUUGCCGUAUAUUACUAUAUAUACUCCAAUCGUGUUAUUGGCUGACCGUUGUUGCCUUAUUAAAUUUUAGUCGAUAUUAUUGUAAGAAUUGGCCUCUGAGCGUCUACAAUAAAUAUCAUUAUUAUUAUUAUCAUUAAUUUUAAGAACGUAAAUUGUAUUUCAAACUGUUUAUCAUUGAAACGGUUUCUCGGAUCCGUUGUGUAUCGUUAGAGUAGUUUUAGUAUUUUAGGCGAGUUUAGUGGUAUAUCAUAGUUGUUGGUAUCGUCAGUAGUGUAAUGGACGAGACCGAGUCGGUACCCAAAAAUGAGAGACUGCGUUGGCGUUUCUUCUUUUCGAUACCGACUCGAUCUCCUAAGUCGUUUUUGACGUCUACGGCAUUUAAAACCCACCAC
Messenger RNA from Diuraphis noxia (Russian wheat aphid), 4238 nucleotides. It is a transcript of the gene peb, whose product is annotated as zinc finger protein pebbled. Gene Ontology annotation, molecular function: RNA polymerase II cis-regulatory region sequence-specific DNA binding; DNA-binding transcription activator activity, RNA polymerase II-specific. Gene Ontology annotation, cellular component: nucleus. NCBI's taxonomy places the organism in Eukaryota, Metazoa, Arthropoda, Insecta, Hemiptera, Aphididae. The record is from RefSeq and is a predicted model, not a curated record. Gene Ontology annotation, biological process: regulation of transcription by RNA polymerase II.